GGUUGCAGAUUGCAAAGUAUCACAGUUCAACAGUGUAAACCAUCCAGACUUUCAAGGCAACUCUCUGACUAUGGAUUUGCUACUGGGAUGUUUAUUUAUCUGGAAAGUUUUAAGGACUUAUCAGGAGGAAUCAGCUUCACCAGUACCAUUCAAUGUGCAUAUGGAUAUGUACGCAAAUGAAUCUUCAGUACUGAAGCAGAGCUAAUCUAUCCGAGUAUCUUUGGUUUUGAUUCAAUUUGCCACUUCAACAAAUACACACCCCAAUUUCCCCAAGGAGAAAUACGCUCACAUAUUUUCUUAGUAUGUGAUGCACUGAGAAAUGCCAUAUUUUGCUUGUGACCUGAGAUGAAAUGAUCAACCAAGACAAUGAGAUAUACAAAGCAAGAGUUUGCUACGAUGGUUCUUGGAAUUGUGGUUUAUGUUGCGGAUAUUGGAGCAGAUCUCUGGGUAGCAAACAAAUAUUUCCAUGAGGGACAGUAUCUCUGGUGUGCCUUGACAUUGGCCACAGGGCUUCUUUCAUCACUAGUUGUCCAGUAUUUCAGUUACACUUGGUUUAAAGAUGAUGGCACUCACAAGCCGAGUUGGAUUUCUUCAUUACAUCUCUUACAAGCUGGAAUAUUUACAAGGUACUGGGCCGCGCUGAAAUGUGGCUACCAGGCAGCAUUUAAAACGAACAACUUGGAAGAUGGAUUGAUUGAUGGUUGCACCAGCCCCAUUCACAAGAGUGCCAUUUGUGCAAUGACUGAUAUAAGUAUGCUCAGACUAUUUAGGGCAUUUCUGGAGAGCACGCCCCAGCUCAUUCUUCAGAUCUACAUCCUGAUGACAUCUGACAGUUCUACCCCCAGUCAGUACGUAACCAUUGCAAUGUCUUUCUGCGGCAUCUCCUGUGCAACUGUGGACUAUCAGCUAGCUUUACGAAAAUCACUGCCUGAGAAAAAAAACUUUCCAGGGAUAUUUUCCAAAUUAAUAUAUCUUUUCUAUAAACUGUUGACUUUGACAUCUUGGAUACUCUGCAUCGCUCUGGUCACCGUACUAAGUAUAACGUCUCUUGUUCUACUUGUGUUUCUUUGGCUUUUGAGUAUAUGUUGGGUCCUGAAGCAACACACAACAUUUUGUACAUCUAAAGGACCAGAAAUUGUCUACAGGACUAUUGUGGGAAUCAUUCUUAUUUUUACCUUUUUUAAUGUCAAGGGAGAAAAGACCAAAAUACCUCUGAUUGUUUAUUAUACUGCUCGGGGGUUUAUAACUGCAACAAUACUGUAUGUUUGCAUGUCCUGCAAAUCAGUGUUUAAUGGGAAAAUAUAUUUGUUAUCUGUAAUCAUGGUGGUCAUUAUCACCCUAAUAUUGGGCAUUAUUUUUCUUAUUUCAUAUUAUGCAUAUUUUCAUCCUAGGAAUUUUUACACACAAGAUGUAGUUGAUGGACCAGGAAUUUAUUACACACAAGAUGUAGUUGAUGGACCAGGAAGUGAAAGAACAGAAAACUGUAGAAUGAGGGGAUUCCUGAUGCAAUAAAUCUCAUGACAAUUAUCUGUUGCUACUGCUAUGCUUCUUUUUAUUUAAUAAGAUAUGAUAGCCAUCUUCAAAUAUCCAAAGGGCUGCCACAUGGAGGAUGG
This is a messenger RNA of Podarcis muralis (Common wall lizard), 1613 nucleotides long. It is a transcript of the gene XKR9, whose product is annotated as XK related 9. Gene Ontology annotation, cellular component: membrane. Lineage: Eukaryota; Metazoa; Chordata; Lepidosauria; Squamata; Lacertidae. The record is from RefSeq and is a predicted model, not a curated record.